AUGAUUUUACUGAUUUAAGUUUUUGAAAUCACAAGUAUUGCUGAGAAAAUAAUUGGACUGUUUGGGUUGGUUAUUUUAGGUGUAAGAAGUGCAUUAAAAUACUAUAGUAACAGAAAGAUAAAUAAGAUAAUGAAAGAAUCUUCCAAAAUGACUUGUGAAUUGAUAUAGAAUAUGGAUAAUAAUGCAAUAUCAACCUUUUUAGAAACGCAAAACUCUUAAUUUAAAAAUUUUAAAUUAAAAUGA
Tetrahymena thermophila SB210 is the source of this 243-nucleotide messenger RNA. RefSeq names its product transmembrane protein, putative. The record is from RefSeq and is a predicted model, not a curated record. Lineage: Eukaryota; Ciliophora; Oligohymenophorea; Hymenostomatida; Tetrahymenidae. The transcript is spliced from 2 exons.